AACAAAAUGAUUCAUUCUGAUAAUAUUCUACGAAUUAAUAAUUUGAACUAUUAAAAAAUAAACUAAAUUACAAACAAAAAUUAAAAAAGGGACAUGUUUUGCCCAAACUAACUUUGACCAGCCGACCAACACAAAAUCCACUCGCCUUCCUAAACGCAACUCAAAUCGCAAAGCGCGAUCAGAAUCUGCACACCAGAGCAUGCCGGGUCCGGGCCCACACAUGAUCUACGCGCUCGGGUCGGGUCAGGGCCUGAUGCACGUAUCGAACGGGAGAUUCGGCCCGCACCACUGCGUCACAUACGCCGUCAACGCCUUCUUCGGGCCGGACAUCGGCUCCUUCUCCGAGUGGUUGACCUCGACACUGGGUUUGGGCCGGGUCUUCGGAUCCUCCGUCGAGACCUGGAUCCACGACCCGUUUUACUACGCUCUGAUUCUGGGCUUCCCUUUGGCACUACUCUACAGCUGGGUCUCACGAAUUAUGGUCCAAAAGGGUGUUCUUGAUUCGUUCUCUGGGGAAAAUGGACAUUCUUCAAUGUAUACAUGGAUUUUGAGCACCGGUUGGUGGAAAACUCGGGCUCCAAUUGAUCCAGAUGCCGUUUUAGGUGAAGCACUUGAAAUCGGUUAGAAAACAAUAUAGCAAAUCAUGGAGACUGAUUUUGAUAGUUGCGAUCUUGUACUGCAUUUGGUGUGUGAGCCAGAAAACAAUAUAGCUGAUUUGGGAGUGCUCGUUUUCCUUGGGAUUUUCUUUUUCUUCCCUCACGGGCUGUGCAUUCUAUCCAUGAACUCGAAAGAUGUUUUCGACUCCGUUCAACAACUUCCUCUUUGAAAAGGUAAUCUAAUUUAUCUCACUUUCUGAGCUGUCCAAACGGCUGGGCCGGGCUGGGCCGGGCCCAGGCAAGAAAUAGAUAUGUGUAUACAAUUUACAAAAGUUUGUUUGUUAGAAAAACCACGAGCUGUGUAUCUUAGCUGGUUCUUUGUGUUUUGUUUAAAUGACCUCAAAUUGUGCAAUGAGAAUACUAAAAUCGAGUAUCAAAAGCCAUAGUUGUGCAUUACAGUCGACCGAGCAUCGAAUUUGAGGUCUUGAGCUCGAGCUCGAUUUGUGUGAAGACCAUUGAUUUGUUACCGGGCUUUUGGGGGGGCCCGUGGGCUCUCAGCUUCUUAUAUUGAGUCUAGGAUUAGUAGAAUCCAAGUCUACGUAUACAUAUUAUAAUAGACAUUGAUAAGGGUAUAUUUCAUACUUUAGAAGCUAAUCUAUCUAAUAUCUAUUAGUUUUUUGGGGUCUUCACAGCUUAUUCUGGUUACAAUUUGCCAUGGCUCAUUUUCAUUUUCCUUUCGUUUUCGUCGAUUUGAGCUGUCAACCGCCAUCUGGCGUGUCCGUUUUUGUCGGACUUCGAUUUGACCUGGUUUUCGGGCUCGUCUCCGUAUUUGAUAAAUUAAGAUAGUUUGUAGGGUGAUUUUUAAAAAAAUUAAAGUUUCUGGGAUAUAAUUGCAAAAUGGUGAAAAUGGAAAAAGAAGGUUUGGAUAUAAGAUUCUGUUUUUAUGUGUUCUGUUUAGAUUUAUGUAAUUGAAGUUAUGAAUGGAUAGGAAAAAAAAAUUCAGAAAUUUUUUUUUGUAAAAAUUCACUUCUUCUCCAUAAUCCCAUCUGCAC
Molecule: messenger RNA, 1648 nt
Organism: Striga asiatica
Lineage: Eukaryota; Viridiplantae; Streptophyta; Magnoliopsida; Lamiales; Orobanchaceae
Source: the annotation of a GenBank genome assembly